AUGUCGACCGCCUCAACAACGCCAACUUCACCAUAUAAGCACAUCGACGACGUCGAAAGACUCGACUUCUAUCGCCCGGGGGGCUAUCAUCCCAUUGAGAUUGGGGAGAGACUUCAAGACCGAUAUAGUAUUGUACACAAGCUCGGUUUUGGUAGUUACUCGACCAUUUGGCUGGCGCGAGACGAGCAAUUGGCCAAGUAUGUGGCCAUCAAAGUUGGCACGGCGGACCACAGCUCCCAAGAGGUCGACAUUCUAAGCCAAUUCUCCGCUCGAGCCAUCGAGAGCGUACAGUUUGGCGGAAGUUUGGUCCCUUUGAUACUGGAUCGCUUUAAUCUCAACGGACCAAAUGGAACACAUCCAUGCGCUGUCAUUGCGCCGGCAAGAUGCAACGUUGCCGAAGUCUUGGAGCCAGGCUCUGGCCCGUUCCAGCUAUGCGUCGCCAGAUCACUUGCCGCCCAGCUUGCUAUAGCAGUUGCGUACGUUCAUCAACUGGGUUAUGUUCACGGGGACGUUCAUAUGGGAAACAUCCUUCUCCAGUUGCCAAGUCUCGAUCAUCUUUCCGCCGAGCAACUAUACGAAGAAUUUGAUCCGCCAGAACCUGAACCUAUUGUCAGAGUUGAUGGACAACCGCUCUCACCAGGUGUUCCACCCCAUGUCUAUCCGCCGAUCUGGCUCGGUAAGCCUGGCGACGAAGUCACCCUCACUGAAGCCAAGCUCGUCCUCGCCGAUUUUGGUACGGCGUUCUGCCCUUUACAGGAAUCAAGGUUUGAGUCCUACACGCCACUUCAGAUCCGUCCACCUGAAGCAAGGUUCGAGCCGACAACGCCGCUGUCAUAUGCAUCUGAUAUCUGGAGUCUCGGGUGUGUAAUAUGGGGAAUGCUUGGAGUGAGACCAUUCCUCGAUAAGUGGUUAUUUGGGCCAGAUGAUGCUACUGCGGAUCAGAUCGAUGCCCUUGGAUCGAUGCCGGAUGAGUGGUGGGAAACUUGGGAGGGGAGGUCAAAGCGUUUCAGCGAAAAUGGGAGGCCAAAGGAGGGGCGUGAGGUAUGGACUUUUGAUCAACGGUUCCAAGAUGCGAUCCAAGAGCCGAGAAGGAGAAGGGGACUGGAGGCGAUGAGCGAUUCAGAAAGAGAUGCUCUGUGCAAGAUGAUAAAGGGCAUGCUCGUUUUCAAACCUGGUGAUCGUCUUAGCGCAGAGGAAGUGCUGCGAUCAGACUGGAUGAGGACGUACGCGAUUUCCGAAGCCGAGAAGACUUGGGAACGGAAGUUGCUCUGCAACGACCUCACGCUCACAAAUGGAUGCAAUUUGUAG
This is a messenger RNA of Colletotrichum godetiae, 1308 nucleotides long. Its product is annotated as kinase domain-containing protein. Gene Ontology annotation, biological process: protein phosphorylation. The coding region runs from base 1 to 1308 and encodes 435 amino acids. The transcript is spliced from 2 exons. Lineage: Eukaryota; Fungi; Ascomycota; Sordariomycetes; Glomerellales; Glomerellaceae. Gene Ontology annotation, molecular function: ATP binding; protein kinase activity. The record is from RefSeq and is a predicted model, not a curated record.